Molecule: messenger RNA, 330 nt
Organism: Arachis ipaensis
Lineage: Eukaryota; Viridiplantae; Streptophyta; Magnoliopsida; Fabales; Fabaceae
Source: RefSeq, a predicted model, not a curated record
AUGGGGUUUUUUAUUUGUGCUCAGAAGGUUCUUUUGAUUAGUGCUCAGAAGGACAACAGAAUGCAGUUCCAAAGAAGUGGAAUACUCACUACACUUUGCGAUCACUCCUUUCAAUGCCCUUGUGUUUCAAAGUGGACAUACUUGUCUUGCCCGAUUUUGGAUGAAUACAACCGUCUUCUAACAUCUCAGUUGGAAACUCAUAGACAAAACAUACUUCAUGAUUCGGAUGACAAAGAAUGCUUGAAGAUAUUAAAGAAUUGCUGGAAGGCUAUACACCGAAUGAUGGGGUGGACAAAGUUCUUCCUGCAGUGCUAGAGCAGACAGAUAUUG